This is a messenger RNA of Ostrinia furnacalis (Asian corn borer), 515 nucleotides long. RefSeq names its product fatty acid-binding protein. Gene Ontology annotation, cellular component: cytosol. The coding region runs from base 100 to 462 and encodes 120 amino acids. The transcript has 3 exons. The record is from RefSeq and is a predicted model, not a curated record. Lineage: Eukaryota; Metazoa; Arthropoda; Insecta; Lepidoptera; Crambidae.
AACACAAAACGUAAAUGUUUUGCAAUCGGCGAGUGAAAGUGCGAUGCAGCCUCCGCCUCCGCCGCGAGUCAGUGCGUGCGCGCUCCGACACACGGCAACAUGGGUGCAAACCAAAGCGAGCCCGCGGUGCCAGCAGGCAAGGUGGACCUGGUCUCCAGGAUCAAGGCGCGGGUGACUUCGGCCGACCCAAAGAAGGCAAGGGAGCUGGGAGGAGUGUUCCUUUUCAACAUCAUUAAGGGAACCUCAGUUUAUAGCUGGACUCUGGACCUGAACAAAGUCACGGUAUUCGAAGGCGAGCCAGAGGACGAUCCUGAUACCACCUUCACGCUCACGGAACACAACUUCAAGCAGCUAGUACAGGGGAAAGAAGACGCCAGGGUCAUCAUGCAGGCCGGCCGCUGCUCCGUGACAGGGGACAUCAUGAGGGCGAUGAAGCUUGAGCCGUAUAUCAAGUUGGAAUAAGGGUUAUUAUGGCAUACAGAAUAUAGGGGUCUACUCUGUAAAGCGAUCUCGAU